This is a messenger RNA of Darwinula stevensoni, 321 nucleotides long. The record is from the annotation of a GenBank genome assembly. NCBI's taxonomy places the organism in Eukaryota, Metazoa, Arthropoda, Ostracoda, Podocopida, Darwinulidae.
AUGGGUUUCGCGCUUACGAAUGACACUGGCACCUACACAAACUGGGACUCUAACCAACCGGAUAAGACAUCUGGAUCUAUUUGCAUGGGGACUGACUUGAGUGCUGCUCCACCUAGAUGGACGUCUCUACCGAGUUUCCUCUUCGACCCGAUUGGUGCAGGAAGGGCGGAUGAAACAGGCGCUCAGGCGACAGGAUCGGGACUAGCAUUGGGAUCAGCAACUGCAUUCGCUUUUGGAACUGCAUUGGGAUCGCCUAGCACAAAGAUGGCUUCCAACAACACCAGAAACACCAACCUGAAACCCUGCUCUAGCCACCAAUAA